AAUAGACUAAAUAAUGAGAGAUCGGGAUGUGCUUUCAGAUCGGCUCCGGCCGAGCGACGAUCUUGUGCAACCAACAGAGAAAGGAGGAAGCCGAAUCGAAGGAGCGAUCGAUGCAGGACCGAUUGCCGGCGGUUCCUUCGACACUCCGAGGUGCCUAAUCGCUGUGAAACUGUCAUAUCAUUCGCGAACGGUUUUCUGAUAGAGGAAACGAGUCGAUAUAAUUGCCUGGCCGCGUCAGCAACGCGGUUCAGUCUUUGUCGCGGGCUCGGCGAAUGAUGAAAACCUGCCGGAAGCUGGUAGCCAUGGUGCUACUGUUGCUAAUCCACUUGCUGACGUUACAAAUCGGUGACGCAGGACGCGACCACACGAACGUUUCGGCCGCCAGAAGCGAGCCGAAAAUCAUUCUGGAGGAGGUAAUCGUGGCCGGAAGUGGCAAUAACACUCGCGUAAUCGCGAACGCGGUGGCGGAAGAUGCAGCGGGGCUCGACGGUGAGAUGCUCUCGCUUCUGUCUAAGCGCGAGCUACGAAGGAGCGGACGCUCGAAUUCGGAUCGGGACGAUCAGGACGCGGCACAGUCGGGCGACGCGCUCGUCAACGCGAACGAGGAGGACGAUCUCGAGGUAAUGAGUCGCGUGAUCGCCAAGUACGAGCCGCAGAGACUCACGUCGAGAAAGACCAAGAGGAAAAUUGUCGACGGUUCGAACAGCACUGACGAUGCCGGCGAUAAGGUCGCGGGGUCGAUAACGGAUCUGGAGAGGACUUACGCCGAGAUACUGAGAAAUAUAUCGCGGCAAGCGCCGGAAUUGUCGGCGAACAAUGCCGACGCGAAUCCCUAUUUAUCCCAGGCGGCGAAGCAACUCAGGCAGAUUUACAUUCCGGAGGUGACGAUCCGUCCGGCGACCAGCGACGGGGCGGAGAAGUCGCACUCCGGUAUCGACUCUUCUCCCGCAUCGCCCGUUCUGAGCAAGAAGUCGACGAGGUUGCCUAAAAAAUAUUCAAAAUUAAAUCGCACCGCCCCGGCUCCGCGAUUCUCAUCGGCCGAGGAGGCAGAGUCCGACGAGAAAUCCGCCGGCGCGCUCAAGGUAUCCAACAGGAAAACGAAGCCGAGGAACGGAUCGUUAGCUGUACCAACGUCAGUUCAUUCCGGUCCAACGGAAAAGCUUAAGGAUCGUCGCGAAUGGAACGCUCAUGACUCAAUUCGCGCCAAGUCUCAAUUCCCUGCGCGAUUGAAUAACAGCGACUCCGAUAACGUCAUCAAUGUGAAUAAUUUAAAAAGUCUGAACGUUCCGAAUUACGUUCAAUCGCCGCCGAGAUACAACGUGGUCCCGAGGCCGUUUUCCGUAUUGCAGUCGCCCAAUUCGCUCGUCGGCGCAAACGUCGACGCGCCGUACCGGAGACCGAGCUCCUCGCCGACGGGUUUCAAGCACCAGCAACAGCUCGCCCGUUCUUCUUCCGCGAACGUCCUCCCGCUGGUCCUCCCGACAGAACUUUUUAACCCGCCUUCGGCACGUCGUUACGUCCCGAUAAAACGCGCGAAUCACCUCAAUCUUGAGGGAAAUCCAGCGACGAGCGUGAGCACCGAAGCGAGUCCGCCGACGAGUUCCGUAGGGGAAAAAACUACCCUUGCGGAUUACGACGCUGUUUAUAAGGCCAUAAUUGGCACUACGAGGAGUUCUUUGGCCGACAUUAAUAGCCAGCGAGGCUACGGCUCGUCGGAUUAUUACGCUAUUACGGAAAGUCCUACGGAGCGGGCUGUUACGAGGACGAGCUUGGCGGCAACUUAUGCACCCGGUCAAACAUCCGCUUCGUACGCAGAAGUUGAACGGCAGAAGGACGCGAAAGGGGUUCGCAAGCACGACUUUCUACCUGGAAUCGCCAGCUACAACAGUCCCGGAAGCGAUGGGAAAUUGAAUGAAAGUCCUGGAAUCGCGCUCUAUAACAAAUUCGCGAGCUUAUAUACGACUGGCAUACCUAACGUAUUUAACGCGCCGAAAGCAAUUACGCAAGACUUUAAGCAACCAGUACAGCCUUCGCAGCAGCAAGUUUCCGCCCUUCCUUACGCAACUUUAAAACCUCUUACUCCCACGUUGCUGCAAGUCCGACCGAUUGCUGCCUCUAAAUCUGCGCCGCAUUACGACAGCAGGUUACUUGUCUCGCAAGACGGAAAAUAUGACGCGAGCAACGACAAAAACGACAAACCGAACGAGCAUGUCAAAGGCGCAGACGUGACCGAGGAAGAAGACGACGACGACGACGGAGAUUACAAGACUCAAAUCAAUCGAGAAGCUCACAAGAUUUACAAGACUUGGAAUAAACCGCGCGAGAAAGAAGAUCGCGUGGAAGAGAGGGAAGAUCGUUCUUCGCAGCAGAGCCGCAAUCAUCAGGACAAAGAUGAACAUUACAGAUAUGACGAAGAUGACAAAAGUAGUAGAAAUAAUGACAGACGCGAAAAACAUGGGAACGCUCGGCAUGAAACUGACGAUGCCGACGAAGAGGAGGUUGACGAGACGAAAGAGGACGAAUAUGUCGAUACCGAGAAAGGCGGAGAUGAAGACGAUAAUGAUCCUCGUCAUCGAUACACUAAGUACGACAGAGAAAAUUCUAAUGAGGAACAACGCGAGAAACUAAGCUACGAUCGUAAGAAAUAUAACAAGCCGAAAGACCGCCGCGACAAGCACGGAAGUGAUGUCGUGGGUCGAUUUGAAAGCAAUAAAAGAUACUUUGAAGCGCAGUAUAACAAUGACGAUGACGAAACUCGGGGCAAAGAGUACGAUCGCACCGAUAAAAAGAAAUUAGUGGGCGACAAGCAAUACGGAAGAGAUCGACAAGGUCGCGAGUAUGAAGAACCCGACGACGAGAGCGUUGCUGAAGAUAAACCGUUCACUCAACGUUUUAAAGAUCAACGUGCUUACAGACGAGACGAAGAAGACGAAGAGGAGCAAAGCGAUGACGGUGACAAGCGUAAACAUCACUACCAGGUCUCCCCACGGAGAGACUCGCUUCGCAAAGGGCUCGCGCGCGAGGAAUACGGCGAGAGUAAUCCUACGCAGACACGCGAGGAAUAUCAUCGUCAGCGCGUGAAGAAUGAGCAUCGCGAUCGUCCUGGAAACGACGGAAAUCAGGACGACGGUGAAGAUGAUCACGUGCACGGCGAGACUCAGGAACACGCGCACAAGCACGAGGAGCAUCACGAGAAGAAGAAAGGCGGCGAUCACCAUUUUGAAAAAGGUGGAGGUGCGGAACAUGAAGAGGAACAUCAUGGACACGAGGGAGAAAAAGGCGAGAAGGGAUAUAAGGUUUGGCACGAGCACGAGAAGGCCGAGAAGGGCCACCACGACAAGGAGCAGGGCAGCAAGCACUACGACGAGAAAGCCGGCGAGGAGAAGAAGCACGAGGAGGAGGGUGGAUACCACGAGGAGCAUCAUCAUGGUGACGCGGGCAAGAAGACAGCGGAAUUCGGCGAGAAAGGUGAACACAAGAAGGGCCACAGUACACACGGCGAACAUUCGGUGCACAAGAAGGACGAAUUCGAGAAGAAGACCGAGUUCUUCGACGAGUUCAACGAGGACGGUGGCGCGGAGAAGCACGGCGAGCACCACCACGAUCACGAGUCGAAGAAGGGCGGCCACGAGAAGAAGGGCCAUCACGACAGCGGCGACCACGAGGAGAAGUACGGCAAGGAGGAGAAGCACGAGAAGGGCGGCCAUCAUCACGAGCACAAGGGCCACAAGGUCGACGAGGGUCACGACCAUCAUUACGAUCACGAUCAGAAGUACGGCAAGAAGGAGGGGCACGAGCACGGGAAGAAGUGGAGCUUCAAGAAGGGCGACGGCGGCGGAGAUCACAAGCACAAUCGCUGAAGCGAGGGACAUUGAUCGCGAUCGUUGCACCUCGAUGCUAGUUCCGGAGCGGAUCAAUG
This is a messenger RNA of Vollenhovia emeryi, 3919 nucleotides long. RefSeq lists its product as uncharacterized. The record is from RefSeq and is a predicted model, not a curated record. The coding region runs from base 273 to 3860 and encodes 1195 amino acids. Lineage: Eukaryota; Metazoa; Arthropoda; Insecta; Hymenoptera; Formicidae. The transcript has 5 exons.